ACAGGCUUGCAGACUGCAGAUGAGAGUCUGGAGCAGAGACAGUUUAACUUAGCCGUUCCUAAUUUAUCUCAAGCGUUUUCAAUUCAUCUUCACUGCUCUGUGCACACAGGAACACCAGAUUGCCUUCCCUGGGGAACAGAAUGCAACUGGGGAAUCUAGAGAGCUGUCACAUUUCAAGAAAUAUUUAAAUUGUGCUGGUUUUCUUCUGGAGAGCUGAGCCCAGGGAAUGAAACUCUCCAUCCAGUCGUAGCUUUGCGGGCAAUAGAUCAGAGGAUAUUGCCAGGUUCCUAAUGGAUUAUUGUUAUCGGGCAGGUUUUCUCUGAAGAGUUCUGAUGUCUCCCAGAUCCUAGACCAGAGGGACUGGAGAUCAGCCAGAUCAGUGGUGUACACAAAGCUGCUUUGGAUCUGUCUUUUCAAAGAAGAACUCCACAAAAUGCAACAGCAAGGUUGAAGCAUUAUUCCAUUCUGGGUGACAAGAAUUUUUAUACAGGACAGAUUAUGACAACUUCUUUCUUAAGAUAUGCUGUGUUCAGUUAAGAUCAAUAUUCAUUUCAAGGAAAUAUCUAAACAAAUGAUAAUGAUAUUUUUACAAUGGACUUCUUUGGUUUUAGAAUUAAAUUACACAUUUGUAAUUUAAUAACAAUUUAAUAAAGCCUCAAAAAGUUGAUGCUAACCUCAAGGAAAGCACUGUGCUGAGAAGAUGUUUAAAUUUUAUCAAAUGAAAUAUAUUUUUCAAAUGCUGGAUAAAAUGAGAUGCUUGCGAAAGCGUUCUACAGUGUCUUUCUUGGGAGUUCUUGUUGUUUUUCUUCUAUUCAUGAACUUGUACAUUGAAGAUAGCUAUGUUUUGGAAGGUGACAAGCAGCUCAUAAGAGAAACAUCCACACAUCAACUUAAUUCUGAACGCUAUGUUCACACAUUCAAGGAUUUAUCUAACUUCUCAGGAACCAUAAAUGUCACCUAUCGCUACCUAGCUGCGACACCUUUACAGAGAAAGCGGUAUCUCACAAUUGGACUCUCAUCAGUGAAACGGAAAAAAGGAAACUAUUUACUUGAGACAAUAAAAUCAAUUUUUGAACAGUCCAGCUAUGAGGAAUUAAAGGAAAUUUCAGUAGUGGUGCAUCUAGCAGACUUUAAUUCAUCCUGGCGUGAUGUUAUGGUCCAAGAUAUUAUGCAGAAAUUUGCCCAUCACAUUAUUGCAGGAAGAUUAAUGGUUAUACAUGCUCCUGAAGAAUAUUAUCCAGUUCUGGAUGGUCUUAAAAGAAAUUACAAUGACCCAGAAGAUAGAGUCAGAUUUCGCUCCAAGCAAAAUGUAGAUUAUGCAUUUCUGCUUAAUUUUUGUGCCAAUACUUCAGACUACUAUGUAAUGCUUGAAGAUGAUGUUCGGUGUUCCAAAAAUUUCUUAACUGCCAUCAAGAAAGUCAUUGCAUCCUUAGAAGGAACGUACUGGGUAACUCUUGAAUUCUCAAAGCUUGGCUACAUUGGUAAACUCUAUCAUUCUCAUGAUCUCCCACGUCUGGCCCAUUUUUUAUUAAUGUUUUAUCAAGAAAUGCCUUGUGACUGGCUAUUGACUCAUUUCCGAGGUCUGCUGGCUCAGAAAAACGUGAUUCGGUUUAAACCUUCUCUCUUUCAGCACAUGGGCUAUUACUCAUCCUAUAAAGGAACUGAGAACAAGCUGAAGGAUGAUGACUUUGAAGAGGAGUCUUUUGACAUCCCCGAUAACCCUCCCGCAAGUCUCUACACCAACAUGAACGUCUUUGAAAACUAUGAAGCAAGCAAGGCUUAUAGCAGUGUUGAUGAGUACUUCUGGGGAAAGCCACCUUCACUAGGAGAUACAUUUGUCAUUAUAUUUGAAAAUCCAAUUACAAUUAAAAAAAUUAAAGUAAAUACGGGAACAGAAGACAGACAGAACGACAUUUUGCACCAUGGAGCUCUAGAUGUUGGGGAAAAACUUACGUUAAGCAAACAAAUAAGACAAUGUGAUACUUACUUAAGACUGGGGGACUUCAAAAACGGAAACUUUGAAAUGUCAGAUGUGAAUCAAAAAAUUCCGUUUGACAUACACUGCAUGAGGAUAUGCGUUACCAAAACACAAAAAGAAUGGCUGAUAAUUCGGAGUAUCAGCAUUUGGACUUCCUAGCCAAUUAAGUCAGUACACUGAGUUUCUGAAGCAGGUCUUCCUGUUUCAGGUUUUCCUAUCUUCCUCUUUUGCUACGUUUGUCUUUUGGAAGGCAACCAAUGGAUGUGAUGUGUCACAGAAAAAGCUGAUCGUCUCAGCUGUUUUUAUUGCAAUUUUAGUCCACACACCCUGGUAUUUUUAUUUUCACUUUUGAGGUUGAAUAUCAUUCUGUAGUUCAAGCUGCUGUCAUUCAUAUAUUUCAAUGUUCAUAGCUCCACGAUUUCAACCAAUAGUCAAAAAGAGUGAUGUGAAUGAUUUAGAAUGAGGAAAUUCUUUUGUUGGAUGAUAAUUAAAACACAGUUGCCAACUGUACACAUUUAUUCAUGAAUUGAUAAUUGAUAUGAUCAGAUAGCUUCUCAUUAAAGAAUCUCUGAGAAUAUGCAGUUGGUUGCAAUCAUAAACUGGGAUAUUUUUCUUGGAAAUUUAGGCUCUCACUGACUGCUGUAUUUCCACAAUUAAUACCUCCUCAGAGAUGUGGUGUCUUUACAACAGACUAUUUUUGUGUAAGUAGGACUGUGGAAAAGCAGAGGUAAAACUCAUCCUUUCUCUGGUCAUUUCUAAGAAAAUGAACACUGCUCAUUGUUUUAAAAUAUUUAAUUGGGCACUUUUUAAUACAUUUUCUGUGGGAAGAAGUACAUUCCUAACUUCCCAUUGGAAAAAUAAAAGAAGUCAAGCUCAGUAUUUUAAGGUUACAUUGGAUACCUGUAAUUAACAGACAAAGAGAGAUGGCCUAUAGCUAAUCCAUUUGUCCAAACAGUUUCAGUAUAUGCAGAAAAACUGAAAUUGAUUUUAUAUUUUUUGUAUUAAAAUUCAUGUGAUUGAAAUUGUUGUAAUUUAUCAUAUUUUGGGAAGAUUAAAUGGCUGUCUUAUACGGGAGAAAGGUAAAAUCUGCAGAAACUAGUUUUGUUUUGUUUUCCUGUAGCCAAUGGGCUAAUCCUUCAAAUAACAAAUGAAGGAAUUCUUUUGUUUGUUUGUUCUGAUUAAUAGACAACACUCUAUACUAUCUGUGAAGAUCUCUCCUACCAGAACUUAGGGUUUCUGUUUCCUUCCUUCCUUUUUUCCUUCCUUCCUUCCUUCCUUCCUUCCUUCCUUCCUUCCUUCCUUCCUUCCUUUCUUCCUUUUCUUUCUUCUUUCAUGUAUGUAUGCAUUUAUUUAUUUAACAUUUAUUUGUUUGUUCCUAUGUGUCAAUAAAUGCCACAUCUGUGCAGUGUCUGCAGAAGCCAAAAGAGGGUUUUAGAUACCAUUAAACUCAAAUUACAGGUCAUUGUGAGAUAUCUUAUGUGGAUGCUGGGAGCCAAACCAGUGUCCUUUGUAAGAGCAGCAAGUGCUCUUAACCACCAAACCACCAUUCAAUUUGCAUCUGUCCCAUGUCUUAUUUAGGUUUCAGGUAAUUUGCUAGACUACCUUGAAUUAGAUAACAAAACUGCUCCACAAAGCAUAUUACCAUGCUGUAUGUAUGAUGAUUGUAAACUGUUUUAAUUGAUGAUUUUGUGCUACCUGCAUAUAAAUAGUAAUCAAAUUUUGUUGAGGGUUGUUCAGUUGUCUCCAUCCUUCCAUAAAAGAAAUUCAAGACACCACAAUGUGUUCAAACACUUUAGUGUUUCAGAAUGUACUCAGUGGUCACCCUAUUCACACUUUGAGAAGUAACCAAAUGGAGUGGUUUAUAAUGAGAAAUAUAGGAUAUUUCAUAUGUAUGUGCUCAUGGGGAAAAUCAAAUACAGGUUAAUAUGUAUAUAUAUAUGAUGAUACUCUCACACACAUACAUACGUGUGUGUGUCUCUGUGUGUAUGUGUAUAUAAUGUGUGUGUCUGUGUAUGUGUUGUGUAAAAAUAUAUUUAUGAUACUAAAAAAACAGAAAAAAGAAAAAAAGGACAAGUGUGUCUGCUAUUCUUUCUAUUCUAAAAUACAAAUCUAACACUUAUAUAGUUCAAAAGAGAUUAGGUUGUUUUUAUUUUAUUUGCUCUGUUAAGAAUAAUUAAAUGAGAAAAUCAGACUGAGUCAGAAGUUUUGUAGUUUUCUUGAUAAAUCCAGUAUUGCACACCUUCUUGCCCACAUUUCUUACAGUGUUAGAGGAGAUGCUAGCCUUUUUUGAACAUGCGAAUACUAGUUAUUUGUGGCAUAUUUAAAAUUUAAACUUGUAAGAAAAUAUAAACACUGCCAUAAAACAUCUGAAAUUUUUAUUAAAUACUAAUUGCCAUACACUUAAAAAUAUUGUUUUUCUGAUUUUUUUAAAAAAUUGAUUGGCUAUAUAGUGUUUCACAUGGACCUCAGAACUCACAGUAUCAUUUUUCUGCAUUUCUGGUGAUUUAGAGUACACAGUUGUAUUCCAAUUUCAUGAAACAUUAAAAUCAGAAACGAUUAUUUGCUGUGAACUAGACGCUUGUACACAUUGACCAGCAAGUGUGAUUCCAAAAGCCAUCUAUGGUUCUAUAUAACUUUCUGAAAAAAUGCUUUAGUAAAAAUUGAUGAGAGUAAGAGGUUGGGCUUGGCGGCCUGCUGGGGAAUUACAAAUGUGACUAUGACCAAAAGAAAUCAUAUUUUAUCUUAAGUUCCUUUCAUUAAUGUAACCAUCAUUGGAUAAGCUACAAUCACCCAGGAAGGUUUGUAUGUUUUCUUUAUAACUUGUGCCUGGGUUAACCUACCUUCUUUCUUGCUUUUAUUCUAUUGAUUUAUAUUGAUUAUUGUUAUUUAAUGUGUAUCGUGUUUUGUCUGCAUGAAUGUCUGCUGUGUACUGCGUGUGUGCAAAGUGUCUGUGGAGUUCAAGAAAAGGAACCAGAUCCUCUGGAACUACAGUUACAGAUGUCUUUGAGUGACCAUGUGUGUGCUGGUCAUUAAACAUAACACCUAUAAGAGCAUCCAGUGCUCUUAACCACUGAGCCAUCUCUUCAGGCUACCGCUUUCUUUCGUUCAUGUCCAUUUAAUUUUUAAAUUUCUUUCAACAUACAAAGUAGUAGUUUUCAUUGUCGCACUUUUCAAAUAUAUUAAGUUGUUUUUCCCUCCCCGUGUGGCAUUUAUACACAAUGGAAUUUCAUUCAACUAGAGAAAAAAAUAGGCAAUUGUGAAAUUUGCAGGUCAAGGGAUGGUUCUGAAAAAUAAUACUUGGUGAAGUGACUCAGACAAGAGUCACAUUUUCUCUCUUAUAUGCAUAUGAAAAUUUAUAAUGUUCUCAUAAGAGGGUGUGAAGCCUGCUAGACUACCACAAGAAAUGACCAACAGGUCAACAGUGUUAAUUUUCUAAGUAAAACAAUAGCCUUGACAAAGAAAGCUUCUGCAAGGAGAAAAAGGAGGAACAGAGAACCACACAUUCGUUCUCAUUCUCUCAUUUAACUUCAUUUGAUUUUUUUUUUUUUUAGUGUUUAAAACUCAUUUAAACCUUUUAUUUGAUUUUCAUUGUUUGAGAGUUUCAUCAUGCAUAUUACAUACUUUAUCAACUUCAACCCCUCACUUUCUCCUCUCCAAUUCUUGCCCUAUCAACUGACAUUUUUCCCUCUGAACUUUGUGUGCUCUUUUAUUAAACACACUGAGUCCACUUUCCACUGCCUGAAUUUGUGUGUUGUAGGACAAUACACUUUCUACAGCCAGAUUCCUAAAGAAAACUCCUCUCUCUCUUCCCCAUCAGACAUCAGUUACCAAUAACUCUUCUUCUAGGGAUAGAGCCUCAUGAGUCCCUGCCCCACUCCCGCUGGGAUUUUGAAUGGUCUGAUCUAGUGGAGGUCUUACACAGGCAGUCAGAGUCGCUGUGAGUCCACACAUUUAAUGGCCCUUUCAAGUCCAGUAAAUACUUGCACUGCAGAGGUCUACUACUUCUGACUCUUGUAAUCUUUGCCUCUUCUUGCAUAAUUGUCCCUGAACCUUGAGGGAACAGGAUAGGAUAGGGAUGUCCCAUUAAAUCCUCAGCACUCCCCAAUUUCUUUCUCUCUGCAUCUUGGUGAGCUGUGUGCAUAUAUUAAUCAAACUGUAUUGUAAAAUGAAGCUCCUCUAACUAGAGUCAUGAGAUACAUUGUUCCACUUGCACAAAAAUAAGAAUUUAGAGGUCCCUUUAUCAUUUUGUCCAUUUAACAGUAUAAUAGUAAUUUCUUUCCUAGGUCCUAUGAGUAAACCAGCUACAUAGGUUUUGGUGGAGUUGACUGGAUCAGGUCUGAAUUCAGUCUUGUGGAGUGGAUUUUAAUUCAGUCAUAAACUGACAUUCAUGCCACUAUCCCUCUGGCGAUCAUAUCUUAUCUGUUUGGUUGCUAUUGUAGCUCACAGUUUUCACAUGUGGGUAAGAUUGAUGAUUCAUUUUCUAUCUGGGUAGUAGGCAUAGAAAUCUUGUAGAACUAUGAAAACUAGCCAAUACAAAGAAGGCUUUCAGAUCAGUAGCAUCUCAGAUUCCCAAUGCCCUAUAGCAAAAGUAUGUGAUGUCUUCAGAAACAAAAUUCUGGAGGGUACUAAGGAGCCUGUAAUGUUUGGGAUGUCUAUAAGAUACCACUUAGCAACAAUUUGAAAAGGGCAACCCAUCUCUAAUUGAGUUUUUGUUUGAUAAUCUAUGAUGUCUGGGAGAGACACUUUAUCCCUAUUAUAGGACAACUUCAUUUAAACUAAUUUUGUAACCAUAUAUCUAUUUUUGGGAAGCUUUUACAGUAGCAGGUUGUCAUGUGGUGUUUUUAAAAUCUUCCAUGAUAAACUCUGACUUCUCAUCUUCCUCCAUGUUUUAAUCCCUGUUCCGUUAUUUCCUUUAUCCCUUUAUACUGCCUAAAUUCCAUUAUUCCAUUCCCCUUCCUUUGAAAUCUCAUGUACCUACUUACUAGUUUCUAGCUCUAAUUUAAUCUUAAAUAUAAAUAUAUGUUUAUUUAUAUUUAAAAUAUCCAACUAUGAGAGACAAUAUGUGGUGUCUGUCUUUCUGGUCUGGAUUACUACACUCAGAAUACUUAUUUCCAGCCUCAUACAUUUAUGUGAAAUUUUCAGUUUUUUAAUAGCAGAAUAAUAUUCAGUUGAAUAGAUAUAUAGCAGGUUUUCAUCAUUCAUUCAUCAGUUGGUGAACAUCUGGAUAUUUUCCAUUUACUGGAUAUUGUGAAUAAAGCAACAAUUAACAUUGA
Peromyscus californicus insignis is the source of this 7251-nucleotide messenger RNA. It is a transcript of the gene Mgat4c, whose product is annotated as MGAT4 family member C. Gene Ontology annotation, biological process: protein N-linked glycosylation. The coding region runs from base 701 to 2137 and encodes 478 amino acids. The transcript has 8 exons. Gene Ontology annotation, molecular function: acetylglucosaminyltransferase activity. The record is from RefSeq and is a predicted model, not a curated record. NCBI's taxonomy places the organism in Eukaryota, Metazoa, Chordata, Mammalia, Rodentia, Cricetidae.